AAGCUUUUCUCGAUUAAUAAUAAUAUAAAGAGUUUAUAUAGUUAAAUAUCAAAGAUAUAUUAUUUGUUUUUUGAUAAGAGCAAAAAAGAAAAGAAAGAAAUAAAUAGUAUAAAAUUAGUAUUAAAAAAAAAAAUGAGUGAUUAGAAAGAAGAAAUUAAGGAAGUCCAAAACAAACCCACCACUGAAGCCAGCGAAAAGAAAGAAGCUUAAAUAGAUGAUUUAGAUGCUGCUUUAGAUGAGGGAGAUGAUGAUCCAUUAAAUAUUACUCAAGACGAAAGAAGUUAAUAAGGUGAAGAUGAUAUCGAUCCCAAUAUGAAACAAGAAUACGAAUAAUUUAUGAAAGAAAUGGGUGAAGAUGGAGGAAAAGGAAUGCAAUUUAUGAAUUAAAUGUUAGGAUAAAUGUUUUAGGGAAUGAAUUUGAAUGUACCAGGAGAAGGUCAAUAACCAGGUAAUGCAUAGAAUUAGUAAGGAAAUGACUUUUAAGGUGGUUAGAUGCCUGAUUUUAACGCAUUUUAAAAUCAAUUUGGAGAUAUGUUUAAAAAUUUCGAAGACAAUCCCGAGUAUGAUGCCCUUGCAAAUCAUUUGCUCCAAGAAUUUAUGGAUAAGGAUAUUUUGGAGGAACCAUUAGUAGAUUCUCAAAAGAAGUACAAAGAGUAUUUAGAAUAAAAUAAAGAUAAGCUAACCGCUGAAGAUAAAGAAAGAUAUUAAAAGCAAUAAAAAUGCAUUGACGAAAUCUUAGAGAUAGUAUAAAAAGAACCUAAUAAUAAAGAUAAAAUGAUUGCAAAGUUUGAAGAAAUGCAAGAAUAUGGAUAACCUCCUGAGCCUUUGAUUAAUGCAUUUGGAGGCGAGUCUCCUUUUGCAGCAUUCACAUAACCAUAACCAUAACAAUAACAAUAAUAACAACCUGGAUUUCAAGGUAUGCCAAACAUGAUGGGAGGAGAUCCUUAGGACUGCAAUAUUUUUUGA
Molecule: messenger RNA, 966 nt
Organism: Tetrahymena thermophila SB210
Lineage: Eukaryota; Ciliophora; Oligohymenophorea; Hymenostomatida; Tetrahymenidae
Product: Pex19 family protein
Exons: 2
Biological process (GO): protein import into peroxisome membrane
Cellular component (GO): peroxisome; peroxisomal membrane
Source: RefSeq, a predicted model, not a curated record